UAAUUGCUGAAGACUCCUUAAAUAUAUAUAUAUUCGGGCUACUAACCUCCCAUGCACAUGGAAUAAUGACUCUGGAUUCUGCAUUGUGAGCUGCUCUCCACACCCUGAGAUUCCCUCUUCCAUUACAUUUUUUCCUUUGAAUUUGCAUCUCGUCAAGACACAAGAUUAAAACCAAAUUUACACUACACUGGAUUUUAAAUUUUCUUCCGUUCCUUUAUCCUCCGUCUUUCUUAUGUGGAUAUGCAAGCGAGAAGAGGACCCUGGAUAUUCCCAACAUGCUCUCUCCCUUAAUCUGUCCGCCUAGAGGUUUGGCGUCUACAAACCAAGAGAGCCGACUAGCUGAAGAUGAAGCCCAGCGCAGAGUGCUGUUCCCCCAAGUUCUGGUUGGUGUUGGCCGUCUUGGCCGUAUCAGGCAGCAAAGCUCGUUCCCAAAAGAGCCCCCCCAGCAUCGGCAUCGCUGUCAUCCUCGUGGGCACUUCAGACGAAGUGGCCAUAAAAGACGCCCACGAGAAAGAUGACUUCCAUCAUCUCUCAGUAGUUCCCCGGGUGGAGCUGGUAGCCAUGAACGAAACUGACCCAAAGAGCAUCAUCACCCGUAUCUGUGAUCUUAUGUCUGACCGGAAGAUCCAGGGGGUGGUGUUCGCGGAUGACACCGACCAAGAAGCCAUCGCUCAGAUCCUCGACUUCAUUUCUGCUCAGACUCUCACCCCCAUCCUGGGCAUCCAUGGGGGCUCAUCUAUGAUAAUGGCGGAUAAGGAUGAGUCCUCCAUGUUCUUCCAGUUUGGCCCGUCUAUCGAACAGCAAGCUUCCGUCAUGCUCAACAUCAUGGAAGAGUAUGACUGGUACAUCUUUUCCAUCGUCACCACCUACUUCCCCGGCUACCAGGACUUUGUGAACAAGAUCCGCAGUACCAUCGAGAACAGCUUCGUGGGCUGGGAGCUCGAGGAAGUCCUCCUGCUAGACAUGUCUCUGGACGACGGCGACUCUAAGAUUCAGAAUCAGCUGAAGAAGCUCCAAAGCCCCAUCAUUCUCCUUUAUUGCACGAAGGAGGAAGCCACCUACAUUUUUGAAGUAGCUAACUCAGUUGGGCUGACUGGCUACGGCUACACGUGGAUUGUGCCGAGUCUGGUGGCCGGGGAUACGGACACGGUGCCUUCAGAGUUCCCCACGGGGCUUAUCUCUGUGUCUUAUGAUGAGUGGGACUAUGGCCUUCCUGCCAGAGUGAGAGAUGGAAUUGCCAUCAUCACCACUGCUGCCUCGGACAUGCUGUCCGAACACAGUUUCAUCCCUGAGCCCAAGAGCAGUUGCUACAACACCCACGAGAAGAGGAUCUACCAGUCUAACAUGUUGAAUAGGUAUCUGAUCAAUGUCACUUUUGAAGGGAGAAACCUGUCCUUCAGCGAAGAUGGCUACCAGAUGCAUCCGAAGCUGGUGAUAAUCCUUCUGAACAAGGAGAGGAAGUGGGAGAGGGUAGGGAAAUGGAAGGACAAGUCCCUGCAGAUGAAGUAUUAUGUGUGGCCUCGGAUGUGUCCUGAGACUGAGGAGCAAGAGGAUGACCAUCUGAGCAUUGUCACCUUGGAGGAGGCGCCCUUUGUCAUUGUGGAAAGCGUGGACCCUCUCAGUGGAACCUGCAUGAGGAAUACAGUCCCGUGCCAGAAGCGCAUCAUCUCUGAGAAUAAAACAGAUGAGGAACCAGGCUACAUCAAAAAAUGCUGCAAGGGGUUCUGUAUUGACAUCCUUAAGAAAAUUUCUAAGUCUGUGAAGUUCACCUAUGACCUUUACCUGGUGACCAAUGGCAAGCACGGGAAGAAGAUUAAUGGGACCUGGAAUGGCAUGAUCGGUGAGGUGGUCAUGAAGAGGGCCUACAUGGCAGUGGGAUCACUAACUAUCAAUGAAGAACGGUCAGAGGUGGUUGAUUUCUCUGUGCCCUUCAUAGAAACUGGCAUCAGUGUCAUGGUAUCUCGCAGCAAUGGGACUGUGUCACCUUCUGCCUUCUUAGAGCCAUUCAGCGCUGACGUGUGGGUGAUGAUGUUCGUGAUGCUGCUCAUUGUUUCUGCGGUGGCUGUCUUUGUCUUUGAAUACUUCAGCCCUGUGGGUUACAACAGGUGCCUAGCCGAUGGCAGAGAGCCAGGCGGCCCAUCUUUCACCAUCGGCAAAGCAAUUUGGUUACUCUGGGGUCUGGUGUUUAACAACUCCGUACCUGUGCAGAACCCAAAGGGGACCACCUCCAAGAUCAUGGUGUCAGUGUGGGCCUUCUUUGCUGUCAUUUUCCUGGCCAGCUACACUGCCAACUUAGCAGCCUUCAUGAUCCAAGAGGAGUAUGUGGACCAGGUUUCUGGCCUGAGUGACAAGAAGUUCCAGAGACCUAAUGACUUCUCACCCCCUUUCCGCUUUGGGACUGUGCCCAAUGGCAGCACAGAGAGGAAUAUCCGUAAUAACUAUGCAGAAAUGCAUGCCUACAUGGGAAAGUUCAACCAAAGGGGUGUAGAUGAUGCAUUGCUCUCCCUGAAAACAGGGAAGCUUGAUGCAUUCAUCUAUGAUGCAGCCGUGCUUAACUACAUGGCUGGAAGGGACGAAGGCUGCAAGCUGGUGACCAUUGGCAGUGGCAAGGUCUUUGCUUCUACAGGCUAUGGCAUUGCUAUCCAAAAAGACUCCGGCUGGAAGCGCCAGGUGGACCUCGCUAUCCUGCAGCUGUUUGGAGAUGGGGAGAUGGAAGAACUAGAAGCUCUCUGGCUCACUGGCAUUUGCCACAAUGAGAAGAAUGAGGUGAUGAGCAGCCAGCUGGACAUCGACAAUAUGGCGGGUGUCUUCUAUAUGUUGGGGGCAGCCAUGGCCCUCAGCCUCAUCACCUUCAUCUGUGAGCAUCUGUUCUAUUGGCAGUUCCGGCAUUGCUUCAUGGGUGUCUGUUCUGGCAAGCCUGGCAUGGUCUUCUCCAUCAGCAGAGGUAUCUACAGCUGUAUCCAUGGGGUAGCCAUAGAGGAGCGCCAAUCCGUGAUGAACUCCCCCACUGCCACCAUGAACAACACCCACUCCAACAUCCUACGCUUGCUCCGCACGGCCAAGAACAUGGCCAACCUGUCUGGAGUAAACGGCUCCCCUCAGAGUGCCCUGGACUUCAUCCGCCGAGAGUCCUCCGUCUACGACAUCUCUGAGCAUCGUCGCAGCUUCACGCAUUCAGACUGCAAGUCGUACAAUAACCCACCCUGUGAGGAAAACCUGUUCAGUGACUACAUUAGCGAGGUAGAGAGAACAUUUGGUAACCUGCAGCUGAAGGACAGCAAUGUGUACCAAGACCACUAUCACCAUCACCACCGGCCACACAGCAUCGGCAGCACCAGCUCCAUUGACGGGCUCUAUGACUGUGACAACCCACCCUUCACCACCCAGCCCAGGUCAAUCAGCAAGAAACCCCUGGACAUCGGCCUGCCCUCCUCCAAACAUAGCCAGCUCAGUGACCUGUACGGCAAGUUCUCUUUCAAGAGUGACCGCUACAGUGGCCACGACGACUUGAUUCGAUCAGAUGUCUCAGACAUCUCCACGCACACUGUCACCUAUGGGAACAUCGAGGGCAACGCAGCCAAGAGGAGGAAACAGCAGUAUAAGGACAGUCUGAAGAAGCGGCCAGCCUCGGCCAAAUCGAGGAGGGAGUUUGAUGAAAUCGAGCUGGCCUACCGUCGCCGACCACCCCGCUCCCCAGACCACAAGCGCUACUUCAGGGACAAAGAAGGGCUCCGAGACUUCUACCUGGACCAGUUCCGAACGAAGGAGAACUCGCCUCACUGGGAGCACGUGGACCUGACUGACAUUUACAAAGAACGCAGUGAUGACUUCAAGCGAGAUUCGGUCAGUGGAGGUGGGCCCUGUACCAACAGGUCUCACCUCAAACACGGAACGGGCGAUAAGCACGGAGUGGUAGGCGGGGUGCCUGCUCCUUGGGAGAAGAACCUGACCAAUGUGGAUUGGGAGGACCGGUCUGGGGGCAACUUCUGCCGCAGCUGUCCUUCCAAGCUGCACAAUUACUCCUCGACGGUGGCAGGGCAGAACUCGGGCCGGCAGGCCUGCAUCAGGUGUGAGGCCUGUAAGAAAGCUGGUAACCUGUACGACAUCAGCGAGGACAACUCCCUGCAGGAACUGGACCAGUCGGCUGCCCCCGUGGCUGUGACAUCCAACGCCUCCAGCACCAAGUACCCUCAGAGCCCGACUAAUUCCAAGGCUCAGAAGAAGAAUCGGAACAAACUGCGCCGGCAGCAUUCCUACGACACCUUCGUGGACCUGCAGAAGGAGGAGGCCGCCUUGGCCCCACGCAGCGUGAGCCUGAAAGACAAGGGCCGAUUCAUGGAUGGGAGCCCCUACGCCCAUAUGUUUGAGAUGCCAGCUGGUGAGAGCUCCUUUGCCAACAAGUCCUCAGUGCCCACUGCCGGACACCACCACAACAACCCCGGCAGCGGCUACAUGCUCAGCAAGUCGCUCUACCCUGACCGGGUCACGCAAAACCCUUUCAUCCCCACUUUUGGGGAUGACCAGUGCUUGCUUCACGGCAGCAAAUCCUACUUCUUCAGGCAGCCCACGGUGGCAGGGGCGUCAAAAACAAGGCCGGACUUCCGGGCCCUUGUCACCAAUAAGCCAGUGGUGUCAGCCCUUCAUGGGGCUGUGCCAGGUCGUUUCCAGAAGGACAUUUGUAUAGGGAACCAGUCCAACCCCUGUGUGCCUAACAACAAAAACCCCAGGGCUUUCAAUGGCUCCAGCAAUGGACAUGUUUAUGAGAAACUUUCUAGUAUUGAGUCUGAUGUCUGAGUGAGGGAAGAGAGAGAGGUUAAGGUGGGUACGGGAGGGAUAGGGCUGUGGGCCGCGUGGUGCGCAUGUCAUGGAAAGAGUCGGGGGUGAACUUGGCUCCCAUUCGCUUUUUCUUCUUCUUUUAAUUUCUCUAUGGGAUCCUGGAGUUCUGGUUCCUUACUGAAGGCAACCCUCGUGGCCAGCACCAUUUCUCCUCCCUCGCGCAGUUCUCUCCUUCCCACAUCUGUCCACCAUUCCUGUUUCCAUGAGAGAAUAGAACGGGGCCUCAGUGUGGGAGGAUGGAGAGGAGACCAAAGCGCUGCCUGUGUGCUUCUUCCUAGCGCAGAAGGGCUCUUAGCGGUUCACUUUGAGCGAGGCUUUCCUGAUGCUGCUCUCUUUGUUCAGGUGAGGAAGCGAAGGUGUUCUGAGGAAGGCCAUUGAACCUCCUGCUCAUAAGAGAGAAGAGGCUUUCACUGAAUUCUUGCCGCGUGGUUGACAUCUGCAGAGGGACCAUGUACCGAGCAGAGGGCAGGAAGUCAUUGUGUAUAUAUAAGCCAAAAAGAUAAAUGAAAAUCUUCUUCAGCUCCAGAA
This is a messenger RNA of Rattus rattus (black rat), 5364 nucleotides long. It is a transcript of the gene Grin2b, whose product is annotated as glutamate ionotropic receptor NMDA type subunit 2B. Gene Ontology annotation, cellular component: plasma membrane; postsynaptic density membrane; postsynaptic membrane. The transcript has 13 exons. Gene Ontology annotation, biological process: monoatomic ion transport; long-term synaptic potentiation; synaptic transmission, glutamatergic. Lineage: Eukaryota; Metazoa; Chordata; Mammalia; Rodentia; Muridae. Gene Ontology annotation, molecular function: transmitter-gated monoatomic ion channel activity involved in regulation of postsynaptic membrane potential; NMDA glutamate receptor activity. Bases 346 to 4794 code for a protein of 1482 amino acids. The record is from RefSeq and is a predicted model, not a curated record.